AUGCCUGCCGCGGUUCUACUUGUUUUGGAAAAAAGACUGCAGUACCCUUCCGUGCUUACCCUCUCACAUCCUCUGCCUUGCUCUUACCACCCUCUCACAUCCUCUGCCUUGCUCUUACCACCCUCUCACAUCCUCUGCCUUGCUCUUACCACCCUCUCACAUCCUCUGCCUUGCUCUUACCACCCUCUCACAUCCUCUGCCUUGCUCUUACCACCCUCUCACAUCCUCUGCCUUGCUCUUACCACCCUCUCACAUCCUCUGCCUUGCUCUUACCACCCUCUCACAUCCUCUGCCUUGCUCUUACCACCCUCUCACAUCCUCUGCCUUGCUCUUACCACCCUCUCACAUCCUCUGCCUUGCUCUUACCACCCUCUCACAUCCUCUGCCUUGCUCUUACCACCCUCUCACAUCCUCUGCCUUGCUCUUACCACCCUCUCACAUCCUCUGCCUUGCUCUUACCACCCUCUCACAUCCUCUGCCUUGCUCUUACCACCCUCUCACAUCCUCUGCCUUGCUCUUACCACCCUCUCACAUCCUCUGCCUUGCUCUUACCACCCUCUCACAUCCUCUGCCUUGCUCUUACCACCCUCUCACAUCCUCUGCCUUGCUCUUACCACCCUCUCACAUCCUCUGCCUUGCUCUUACCACCCUCUCACAUCCUCUGCCUUGCUCUUACCACCCUCUCACAUCCUCUGCCUUGCUCUUACCACCCUCUCACAUCCUCUGCCUUGCUCUUACCACCCUCUCACAUCCUCUGCCUUGCUCUUACCACCCUCUCACAUCCUCUGCCUUGCUCUUACCACCCUCUCACAUCCUCUGCCUUGCUCUUACCACCCUCUCACAUCCUCUGCCUUGCUCUUACCACCCUCUCACAUCCUCUGCCUUGCUCUUACCACCCUCUCACAUCCUCUGCCUUGCUCUUACCACCCUCUCACAUCCUCUGCCUUGCUCUUACCACCCUCUCACAUCCUCUGCCUUGCUCUUACCACCCUCUCACAUCCUCUGCCUUGCUCUUACCCACAGGGCGCCGAGCUCCACAUCUCGUUGCAAAAGGCCGAACGAGGCAAGCCGUGGCCAGGCGCCAUUUUAGGGCACACUUUGGAUGCGUUCUCUGCGGACCAGGAGUCGAGACGGCUCUUGCUGGAGCGAUUCCAAAUAGAGAAUCCCGGGUUUGACUUCUCUGGAGCAGAGCUCACAGGAUCGUGCCCCGACCCAGCAGCGUUUCUUGGUGGCAUGCAGAGGCAAUAA
This is a messenger RNA of Closterium sp. Naga37s-1, 1248 nucleotides long. The record is from the annotation of a GenBank genome assembly. NCBI's taxonomy places the organism in Eukaryota, Viridiplantae, Streptophyta, Zygnematophyceae, Desmidiales, Closteriaceae.